GCAAAGGGGAACGCACACAUAUCAUCGACGGCUAAUUGCUUAUAAAAAAAUCUAAUGGGAUCGUCUUUAUUGAAGAUAAAUUGAUAUGGUAUCGAUAAAUAAUGUUUCUAAAGUAAUACCAUUAUUUAAAUGGUAAUAUUACAAACCUUCAAAAUAAAGGGUAACUAGAGGAGGGAAAACCUAGCGCCUGGUGUGAAGAGAAAGGCUUGCGACCAACUGAAAUUCUCCUCCCACGAUUCCUUGAGGUCUGAUUACCCUGGAAAAGAGGGGAAUGGAGGCUGCUCAGAUCGGAGUGGUCAGGGACUCCAUGCUGGCUAAUCCUCUUUUAAUUAGGUCACGCCUGGGGAAGACCCGGUCAAGGGGGCUGUCCUUCCCGGGACCAGACUUUGUGUACGGGAUGGCAACAACCGUCAGGGACGGGGGUGUUCCAGAAGCCAUCUCCCACUGGCACUCGCAGUCCCGUGGCCAGUCCAGCGCCCGUGCCAAGAUGGGGGAGAAGGACUUUGUGGCACUGAACCGGGAGGGGGUGAAGUCGGGCCUGGUGACGGCCAAGGAGCACUACCAGUACCGCGCCAGCCACGACAUCAGGCGCCUGAUCCCAGCCAGGGCGGGCACACUGGCUGCACCUCCCAAGAUUCCUGACAUCACUUUUGGGGCCCCCACACGCCCCUCCACUCCCAUCGCUGGCCUGAUGGAGCACCAGUACUCCAAGAGCUGGCUGGAGGAGCAGCGCGCCAAAGGCCAAGCCAGGCUGGAGAGACGACACAAGAGGGCCCGUCUGGGGUGUAUACCGGAGACGCGGACCACCAUUCUGAGGAAGAGCUGUCCAAUCGCUGAGCCCCCCUCCUUGUGGAAACUGCCUCGUUUCCAGGAGGUGGGACCCGCCCUGGACACCUUCCGCAGCCCCGAGGCUCGGAAAGUGGCUUUCAGCGCACACUACUCUGACUCCGUGGCGCGCAGAGGGCACCUGGGGCAAGGCACCUACAACCUGGCCUAAACCUGUGAUGGGAAAGGGCUGGAGACAGGGAGAGAAGGAGGGGCAAAAGGC
Molecule: messenger RNA, 1048 nt
Organism: Conger conger (European conger)
Lineage: Eukaryota; Metazoa; Chordata; Actinopteri; Anguilliformes; Congridae
Gene: cfap77
Product: cilia and flagella associated protein 77
Exons: 8
Coding region: 272-997 (241 amino acids)
Source: RefSeq, a predicted model, not a curated record